Messenger RNA from Mytilus californianus (California mussel), 2882 nucleotides. RefSeq lists its product as uncharacterized. The transcript is spliced from 17 exons. The coding region runs from base 216 to 2882 and encodes 888 amino acids. NCBI's taxonomy places the organism in Eukaryota, Metazoa, Mollusca, Bivalvia, Mytilida, Mytilidae. The record is from RefSeq and is a predicted model, not a curated record.
CAUCAUGUUAUAUUCCUGAGAAAUGUACAGCUCUAAACUGUUGCACAGAUAUUCCACUACUAAAUAUCACAGUACAAACUGGUAUUGAUCUAGAUCUAUGUAACUAUCAACUAACUGUGACCUUGGAAGAGGUUACACUGGAAUACACAUUGGUUGAUUUUGAAUAUGGAUCCUGGAAGAAAUUUUCAUUGUAUGGAUUAUUGGAGUUAAGUUUUAUGAUCGUAGAUCUGAGCAGCGAUGGUGUGGUAGUAUUCACUGUUAAUGUAUCAUCCUGUUUGGAAACAUCAGCAGAUUGUCUAUUUCAACAUACACUGCUGGAAGAUGUUACACUCCCAAAACCUAAUUGUAAUUUGAAUUCUGGAUUUAGAAUAACAAAUUUUUCACUAACAGAAUUUCUGGAUGAGAAAGGAAUAAGUUCAGAUGGAACACAGCUAUCCCUGUACAUAACAUCAGUUCUUCUUCAUGACCUUGGAGUGGGCCCAUUCCUACUUGAACAGCAAUGUGAUGCAAACAAUUUACCAUAUUAUCCCAGGCAAAAGGGAUGGAAUAUUGCUUGUCAGAAGGAGGUGAAUACAAUUCCACUGGACCAAUCUACUGUUUGUCAUCUCUAUGACUACUGUACUGGUAUCACCUGUUGUACUGAUGUAGAUAUCAUUGGCAGAUCAAUAAACACAUUUGUAACACUGGAUCCCUGUAACAGAAGGAUGAGUAUAGGGAUAGAAAAGCUUACUGUGAAUAUCAGUCUUUUUGAUUAUGAAUUUGGCAAGCAAGAACAUAUUAAGUUAUUUGGACUCUUUGGAUUAGACCUUUUGAUAGAAGAUUAUCCAACAGAGAGACAAUAUGAAGUGACAUUAGAUCUGAGUAUUUGUUUUGAGUCAGAUUCACCUUGUAUGAUAUCAGUCCCAGUUCUGAGGAAAACCAUUCUCCCCAAGACCAUAUGUGAGUGGAAAAGUGAUUUCAUCGAUCCAAAUUUUUCUUACAUGACAUUCCUGGAAGAGAAAGGUUUAAAGAAAGACCAUGUCCUAAGUGUGAAUGACAUGAAAGAUUUGAUGGACACACUUGGUAUCACAGAUUUCUUACAAAAACAGCCAUGUACCACAAGUGGAUGGAUAAAUGAGUGUAAUCAAUCCAUGGCUGCUUUACCCAGUAACACAGGACCAAUAGGAUGCCACAUUGGAGAUACUUGUAAUGCAGUAGACUGUUGUAUAACAUUGGAGAAGAUUGGCAGGUCAUUUGAAACUUUCAUCAACAUAGAGCCCUGCCUCUUCAAGCUGACUGUUGCUAUUGAACAACUGCAGUUCAGUAAAUGGUUGUUUGACUAUGAAUGGGGAUAUCCUGUCCAAGUCUGGCUGUUUGGAUUUAUUAGAAUGGAGUUUAGCAUUGUAGAUUUAACUGCAGAGGAACAGUACCUAAUAGAUUUAACACUGAGUGUGUGUAUGGAGGCUGACAGGUCUAUUCCUUGUGAUUUAUCAGUCCAAAUUUUCAACAAGCAUAAACUGCCUAAACAAAAAUGUAAUUGGGAUACAGGGUUCUUUAUUAAUGAUUUUUCUCUACAAAGCUGGUUACUUGAGGAAGGUUUCCCUGAUGUUUCUCCAUUGCCAGCCUACACAGUAUCACAGCUGUUGUCUGAUCUCCAUGUAGCUGCUUACUUACUAGAUAAUUCCUGUCAAAUAGACCAGGAAAGCAAUCAAAAUGGUUGGAGAAGUGAAUGUAACCGUGAUAUAACCUUACCUGCUCUGCCAAGUAACAUUGCGUGUCAUGUUUUUGAGACAUGUACAAGUAUAGAGUGUUGUGUAGAGAUACCAUUGCUCAAUACAACAUUGAACUUCUACCUAGAUGUAGAUACUUGUCGUUCUAGUGUUACUGUUGGAAUAGAAAGAUUGUACCACAAGUAUAGUUUGUUAGAUUAUACCUUUGGAGAAACAGAAAACUUUAAUUUGUUUGGAGUAACAAGACUGGAGUAUAAUCUUGAAGAUCUGAGACAACAAGAAAUGUUCAUUCUUCAGUUGACGUUCAGUAUUUGUCUGGAAUCAAAUGGUCCAUGUGAACUGGUUAUACCUAUUCUAGAAGACAUGAUAUUUCCCAAACCUGUAUGUCAAUCAGACACAGCUUUCAUGUCAAAAGGAUUUUCUCUGGAACAAUGGUACAGAGAAAGAAAAUUGUUGUUUGGCACUGUCUUACCUGGACACUAUGUAUCUGAACUGCUAGAACUAACAGGAUUGACAAGUUAUAUCAUUGAUGAUACCUGUCAUGUGAACACUCUUGAUGUAGAUGUCAGUGGUUGGAAAAUAGAUUGUAGUGAAAAUAGGCUUUUACCAAAUAUAUCAUCCUACCCUCUUGUUUGUCACCUGAAAAGUAGCUGUACUGAAAUAUCAUGCUGUUUGAAUGUUGACUUCAUAGAGAAAACCAUAGAAGUUUAUCUUAAACUGAACCAGGACUUGCAGUUACUGGAAAUUGGAAUAGGAAAACAUCAGUUGUUAUUGUCUUUGAUUGGAUUUGACUUUGGUAUUGAUCAUGAAUUUAGACUGUUGAAUGUAUUCAGAGUGCGGUACAACAUAUAUGAUUUAUUGAGUGAAAAUGAAUAUUUGGUAACCCUGGAAGUGUCGGUUUGUUGGGAAAGUUACAAACCUUGUGCCUGGUCUGGAUAUAUACUUCAAAGUACCAGACUACCAAAACUACAGAGGAAGUUACAGAAUAAUUUCAGCAUUAAAAAUUUUGAUCUGUCAGAUUGGACUUCUGAAAGAGGAAUUAAUGUGUCAUUCUUCAGGCAUCUUGAUCUCUUGAGACUAUACAAUGAUUUGGAUAUUGGAUGGUAUUUGUCAACUGUAUGUGUAAACAACACAACACAAAUCAAAAGUUUUGAUUCAGACUUUAAGAUUUGA